This is a messenger RNA of Sesamum indicum (sesame), 1144 nucleotides long. Its product is annotated as putative HVA22-like protein g. The record is from RefSeq and is a predicted model, not a curated record. Lineage: Eukaryota; Viridiplantae; Streptophyta; Magnoliopsida; Lamiales; Pedaliaceae.
AAAACAAUGAGGAGGCGUCCAUGCCAAGAAAUCCCCUCAUACUCAUUUCCUCUCUCUUCCAAGCUUCAACCUUCUCUCCACCCCACCCCCUAUAAAUACACACACACACUUCACGCACGUUUCAUAAACAUCCUGCAUACAACCAACUUCCAUUAUAAUCGUCUCUCUAGUUUCAGCGACUUUAAUUCAUUUCCAGCAGAUCGAUCAAGCCCACACAUCAUUCCUCCUGCUUAGUUUCCUCAAAGAAAUAUCCAACGGCGGGAAAUUAAUUAAAAAAGAUGAUAGGGGAACUAGUCACCGGGAGUUUAUCAUUGGUUCUUGGAUAUGCGUAUCCGGCCUUUCAGUGUUUCAAAACUGUGGAGAAGAACAGAGUUGAAAUUUCAGAACUCCGUUUUUGGUGUCAAUACUGGAUAAUUGUUGCGGUAAUAACAAUUCUUGAGAAAAUUGGUGAUGUAUUUAUUUCAUGGUUGCCAAUGUAUGGCGAGAUGAAGUUGGCCCUCUUUAUCUACUUAUGGUACCCAAAAACUAAGGGAACAGGGUACGUGUAUGAAACCCUGUUGCGGCCUUACGUAUCAAAACACGAGACGGACAUUGAUCAGAGUUUGAUAGAAUUUAGAGAAAGAGCGUGGAACUUGGCGGUUUAUUAUUGGCAUAACUGCACUGAGCUUGGUUCCACCAAAAUCCUCCAGUUUCUUCAGUUUGUGACUUCUCAAUCUGCAAGGGGUCUGGAAUCUACCUCCUCCCAGAAUGGGGCGGACAGUGGAGCACCUCCGUCUGUGCCGUCUAGCUCAUCUUUUGGAAUAUUCAAGAGGAACAACGACAAGCGGCGGCCGGCUUCUCCGCGAUCGGGGCCUUCCACGUCGCAUCGGAGCCAAACAGCAAAGUCGGAGGCCAUUAAAGUUGAGCUCGACAGCAAAACGCAAUUUAUCCGCCCUGAGGAUAUCCUUGUUCCUGGUUCGGAUAUCUGCGGUGGAUCAGAAGAAAAAUCAGGAGCUGACCGCGAGUUGCAUGCUGCUAGGCUCAGACUUCGACGCUUCAUAGAUGGAAACUAGGUGUGAAGAGAAAUGGGGAUGAAAAUCUGUUGUAAAAUAUAUAUAUGACAUGUACUCAAAUUUCAAAAUUUAUUCAUUUUUUAGUUAUUUCA